Acaulospora morrowiae is the source of this 1341-nucleotide messenger RNA. The record is from the annotation of a GenBank genome assembly. NCBI's taxonomy places the organism in Eukaryota, Fungi, Glomeromycota, Glomeromycetes, Diversisporales, Acaulosporaceae.
AUGUUACUCUUCGAGUCGGAAAAAAAACAGACAAAGCAAAAACAGCAAAGUCGGCAUUCAGAAUUUCAAGCCAUAGUGCUGGCGGGUUACGGUACUAGUCUUUACCCAUUGACCGAAGACAAUAAUGUCCCCAAGGCCCUACUCCCCGUCGCUAAUAAGCCGAUGCUAUAUUAUGUUCUCGAAUGGUUGGAAAGAGCCGGAAUUUUUGAUGUAAUCAUUGUGUCGGAAUCGGGUGGCGAGCAUAAAAUCGGGCACUACCUUAAAAACGUUUAUGAAGGAAAGUUGAGACCUCAUCUGGAAGUGAUCAAGGAAGACGUAGGGACUGCGGAUGCACUGCGAUUCAUCAAGGAAAAAAUAAAGUGCGAUUUUAUAGUUAUGAGUUGUGAUCUGAUUCUCGACCUCGCACUACAUCAAUUCUUGGAUUUUCAUCGAUUGCACGAUCCUACACUCACAGCAUUGUAUUUUGAACCUCACAAAUCUGAAGGUGGCGGCGCAAGUGGUGACAAGGAUGAAAGUCCAAAACAAAUUGUGGGUGUCGACGUCACUCAAUCACGACUCAUAUACGUCGCAUCUGGUGCCGACUUGGAUGAAGAGUUUUCUUUACGCAUGUCGUUGCUGUGGAAGUUGGUAUCUCUCUUUGAUGAGAUGCGACUUUUAAUCAGUGGUGCUAACACCGAAACGAGGUGGGUGAUUGAUCUGAUCGCACAAAGGAAGGCUAUUUCUAGCGUGCGUGAACAUCUUGUUCCAUUACUGGUAAAAUGUCAGUACCAAAGAUUGUUGAUGGAAAGAGAAGGCAUUGACAAACUGUCCGCAGCUCAUGAAAACUUUCAAAAGACGGCGAUUACAUUUUCUACCACCUGUGAUAGCGAUGUCGAGAGUUCACCCGUGAGAUGCCAAAUAUUCAUAUAUAAGACGGGAUUUUGUGGUCGUGGUAACACUGUUCCGAAGUAUUGUGACUUGAAUCGUCAUUUAACAAAGAUAAGUAAUGACGCACGCGUUUCUGCGUCUGCGGAAGUUGGUCCAAAAACUCAGGUGGGAUCCGACUCUUUAGUUGGCGACGAUACAAAAAUUGAAAACGCAUCCAUCAAGAGAUCUACCAUCGGUGCUCAUUGCGUUAUUGGGAAGAAUGUGAAGAUUUCAAAUUCAAUACUCAUGGACAAUGUCACCGUCGAAGACAAUGUCAAAAUAGAUGGAUGCGUUAUUUGUUGCGGAGCAAAAAUAAUGGAAAGAGCACAACUUAAAGAUUGUGAGGUUGGAGGCGGUUAUGUCGUAGCAUCAGAAAGCAUUGCGAAAAAUGAAAAACUCGUCGAAUUCCGUAAUCUAUCUCCCAUCGAGGAUUAA